CCCCAUGGCGUGACUCGGACUUUGAGAGAAGCUGAAAUGAAAGCGGGCCAGGCAUUGAAAGGCUGGCCAAAAUGUCUCGAUUGGGUUCUGCGAAUGUCUCAGUCACCAACCCAACCGCUAUGAGUCCAACACCUGUUGUGUGUUCAUGGUUUUGCCCGAGUCAUUUUUUUUGCGCUUCCAUGACCACAAAAUUUCAGCACAGAACGACAAGAAACAAGUGAUGACAAUGUUGUUGUGACCGCCAACGUCUUGCGCUCUCAGGUGCAUGAUUCAUCACGCCAGCUCCCCUCAACAAUCCUCACCGGAAGACCUGAACCCAUCCUGUUAGGCUGUUGCUCAGGCACCGCCGGUGCAACUCACUCACCUCGGCUCACGAUCAGUCAAAAUGCUCGUCGCACUGCCAACCCGGCGCGUGCUGAUGAGCCUGGCCAUCACCACCGUCGCAAGCCUUCUCAUUCUUGGGGUGGUGUUGCCUUCGUCUCGGAUCACCCUCCGCGACCUGGUCACCCAAAAGUUAACGCCGGCGGCUCCGACUCCCCCAACGCCACCAACACCAAAAGUCGAGAAACCACCGCCACCGCCGCCGCCGCCAAAAACGAAAUCAAAAUACAAACCCACCCCAACCUACCUCCCGCCCCCGAUCAAGGACAACUUCCCCCUCCUCGCUACCUCGACCUCCCUCCCCCCAGUCCCCAAAUGGAACCAACCGCGCGAAAACGCCUACAAGGACUAUGACCUCCCCCUCCCGCCCCCCCUGCUCAUCGGCUUCACCCGCAACUGGCCCAUCCUCCUCCAAGCCGUCGUCAGCUACAUCACCGCGGGCUGGCCGCCCUCGCAGAUCUACGUCGUCGAAAACACCGGCGCGCAGCAAGCCAACACUCGCGGCCAGCUAACCCUCCAGAACCCACUCUUCCUCAACCACACAGCCCUCAAGACACUAGGGGUCAACAUCAUCCAAACCCCCACGCUCCUCAGCUUCGCGCAGCUGCAGAACUUCUUCCUCGCCGAGACCUACACCCGCGAGUGGCCCUACUUCUUCUGGAGCCACAUGGACGUGCUGGCGCUGUCGUUCGAGGCCGGGGAGGACGGCGUCACGCCGCCGUACGACCAGCCGGGGUACGGCUCGCUGUACGAGCUGGCGCUAGCGGCGCUGCAGGAUGCGAGGGAGGGGGCCGAGGCGGAGGGGGCCGAGGAGAGGAAGCGGAAGUGGGGGUUGAGAUUCUUUUCGUAUGACCACCUGACGCUGGUUAACCCGGCGGCGUAUGAGGAUGUCGGGGGGUGGGAUACGAUGAUUCCGUAUUAUCUGACGGAUUGUGAUAUGCUUGGGAGGUUGACGAUGCGGGGGUGGGGGAUUGAGGAUGUGUCGGUGGGGAUUAUCACGGAUGUUGCGUCGACGUUGGAGGAUCUGAGCGCGUUGUACCGUGUUGAGGGAGUGCCGGUUGGGUUUGUGGAUCCGAAUCCACCGCCGCCAAAAAAGGAGGAGGGGGACAAGAAAGGGGGGAAACCGAAAAGGGAUGCGCCAACGGAGGAUGGGGAGAAAAAUGAUGACCCGAAUCUGGCCAAGUGGGAUGCUCUAAGGGAAACAGCAGCCCAGAUGUACGAUCACAAAUAUGGCGACCGCGAGCGCAACACCUGGCAAGUGGCCCAGCACGGCGGUGAGGGUGAGCCGUUUUACUACCACCCGGCUGGCCUCGCUGAGGCACUCGACUUGAUCACCGAGACUGGGAGGGAGGUUUACCGGCGCAAAUGGGGGCAUCGGGAUUGUGACUUAUCAGACACCGACCGAAAGUUUGAUGAUGCGUGGAAGGUCGAGAAAGACUGGUAGACGACUAGACCGAUGAUAACGAUGGGUGCUAGCCUGCUAGGCGGACAUUUUUACUCGUUUUCACAAGCAAAUAUAAGAUCACUGCUAUAUUGCCGUUGCCUUCCACCUGAGUCACAUAUUACC
This is a messenger RNA of Chaetomium fimeti, 1948 nucleotides long. RefSeq lists its product as uncharacterized. The record is from RefSeq and is a predicted model, not a curated record. The transcript has 2 exons. NCBI's taxonomy places the organism in Eukaryota, Fungi, Ascomycota, Sordariomycetes, Sordariales, Chaetomiaceae. Bases 386 to 1825 code for a protein of 479 amino acids.